UCUAGUUGAUUGGCUGGGCCUAAUCUGACGGUUUGUUUGGCAAGGCCCAAACCCGGCCUGUAGAUCCAACGGCUAGGAGGCUAGGAGGACAACCGAAGGGUCGGAAGACACCGACCGAAGACUCGAUGGCGACGAGGACGGCGGCGCUCCUCUUCCGGCGCCGGGCCGCCGCGGCAGCUCCAAAGCCGCUACAACAGUACGUCGCCGGUCUAUCCACCGCAGCGGGACACGAUGUUCUAGAUGACGGCGGUCGCAGUGGUGGUGGGGAGGGGAACAGGAAGCAGUGGGUGGAGCUCCCUCCCUUCGCACCGCUCGAUGCCAACGCCGCCGCGCAAGCCAUUUCCCGAGGGGGUGGAGGAGAAGGUGCGUGCUCCAACGCCACGGCGAUCAGGUGGGUCCGGCGCUGCUGCCCGCACAUGCCGGCGUCGCUGGUGCAGAAGCUGUUCCGUCUCCGCAAGGUUAAGAGGAAUCUUCUGACUGCUGAUACCUCUUCAACAGAUGGCAUUACUGAGCAACUCCGGUUGAGAAGGGUUUCAGCGAAAGAUGAACUUGUGCCUGGUGAUAUUCUCUUUCUACCAGUUAACAUUCAAGAAUCUUCUGUUGCUGAGAAGACCAAGAAAUUCGGUAACAAGAAUGAGAUUGACUUUAUACGCAGCCUUGAGAUCUACAAGGAUAGGAACAUCAUCGUGCUCAAUAAACCACCUGGAAUGCCAGUGCAAGGUGGUGUUGGCAUAAAAAACAGUAUUGAUAUGCUGUCCCCGAUGUUUGAGGAUGGUUCUUCUGAAGCACCUCGACUGGGCAGCUCCAGUGCCGCGUCGAUUUCUGCAGAGCGAAGAAGUCGAACAAAACUUUGGUUCGUUACCUGCUGUGUACACAUCGAUUCCCCUGGUCCUAAACCGAUUUAUGGGGCCCGCAUGGUGAUUAAAGAAAUAAAAAAGGAGCAGCAUUCUCUCCCCUCUGAGCUGAACCCAGGGGACAUCCACUUGCCUUCCAUGCUUGAUAGGGAUUGCAGUGGUGUCCUUGUUCUGGGAAGAAACCAACUUAGCGCUUCCAUUAUGCAUGCUAUAUUCCGUGAGAAAACUGCUGAUGCUGUAGUUAAUGGUACUCAACAAGUACUGCAGAGAAAAUAUGUUGCGCUUGUUAUGGGAAGACCUAGGCAUCCCAAGGGUUUACUGUCGGCUCCACUUGCAAAGGUUGUAUUACCAGAUGGCAAGUCUGAGCGUCUGACUGUUUGUGCUGGUUCAAAUACUACCUCUGUUCAAGAUGCUUUGACCGAGUUCCGAGUGAUUGAAUCUUGCCCGCAAGGCUACACUUGGUUAGAACUAUUUCCUCGUACAGGAAGGAAGCAUCAGCUCCGAGUCCAUUGUGCAGAGGUUCUUGGUACACCAAUUGUUGGGGAUUACAAGUACGGACGACAAGCGCACCAGAACUGGUCACCUCUUCCCAUGCCACAAGCAAUCGACGAGGAAAUGCUCAAGAAAAGGAAGCUUCCCUUUGGGCUUGCUUUGGGUGGUGGAAGUGUAGCGGAGGAGCAGCCUCAGCUGCAUCUACAUUGCAAGCAGAUGAUCCUUCCUGACAUCUCAGAGGCUAUGCAGCGCCUGCAGUCUUCAGAUGCUGACCAUGAUUUUUCCGAUCUUGAGAAGCUCAGCUUUGUUGCUCCUUUGCCGUUGCAUAUGCGGUUGAGCUGGGAGAUUUUGAAGUCCGUAGGCAAGUAAUAAUGCAAAAGCUUCGAUUGGACAACCUUAAUGCCAAUGUUAGUGGUUGAAAGAUGAGAUAAGCAGAGAAACAAUGUUGAUAAAAGAAGUCUUGUGUAGUUUACAUUGUUCAUUUUUAUUGUUUCCCUCCAGAGAAAACCUGCUUUACAUCAUUACAUGUAAUGAACAAUGAUAGUUAUUCCUUCUCUUUUAACAUGGAACUGAAAGAUUCUUCUCUUUUAACAUGGAACUGAAGGAUUCUUUA
This is a messenger RNA of Panicum hallii, 1959 nucleotides long. Its product is annotated as RNA pseudouridine synthase 4, mitochondrial-like. Gene Ontology annotation, molecular function: RNA binding; pseudouridine synthase activity. The record is from RefSeq and is a predicted model, not a curated record. Bases 126 to 1715 code for a protein of 529 amino acids. Gene Ontology annotation, biological process: pseudouridine synthesis. Lineage: Eukaryota; Viridiplantae; Streptophyta; Magnoliopsida; Poales; Poaceae. The transcript has 11 exons.